Pomacea canaliculata is the source of this 2093-nucleotide messenger RNA. Its product is annotated as DNA fragmentation factor subunit alpha-like. The transcript is spliced from 6 exons. Bases 409 to 1026 code for a protein of 205 amino acids. Gene Ontology annotation, biological process: regulation of apoptotic process; apoptotic process. Lineage: Eukaryota; Metazoa; Mollusca; Gastropoda; Architaenioglossa; Ampullariidae. The record is from RefSeq and is a predicted model, not a curated record.
UCCGGUGGCCGCAACUCUCACUUCCGGUCUCAACUGCGAUUAGAGGGGAGCCUGAUAUCGAUAUCCAUGUGUAUAUUGUUUGUUUACUCAUUUAUUACUUUUUAAAUAAUUCGAGCAUUAGUAAUGUGAAUCAAUGUCAUGUUACGCACUUUAUUAUCUUUAUGUAGUCUGUUAGAGCAGACUGUCUUGCAAAACGUUGGCAGAAGUUUGUAAGUGGCAGUGGGAAAACGACAGAUUCUUCGUCGGGCUAGGCUACCUCUAGGAAUCCGUAGGCCUGUGAAUCACUGGCUGCUUACAUCAGGAUGGACCUAGUGCAGGGUUAGGUUGGAAUGCAGAACAGCAGUUGUCACUACAGGAGAUCUUUCAGAGAAGGAGAGACCAGCAGUCAGGGAAACUUCAUGAGGCAGCAUGGAAGAGUUCAUUGAGAGACCAUUCAAGGUCUGGUCUGGAGACAGGUCCAUCAAAAAAUCUUUGACUGCAUCUACAUUAACAGAUCUUGUUCAUAAAGGAUGCAAGAAGCUUGCUUUGAAGGAAGACAAUGUGCGAGUGGUUCUAGAAGCAGAUGGCACAGAAGUUGAUGAAGAAGACUACUUCAAUUUUCUUCCCAGUGAUACGACUCUGUUAUUUCUUACAAACAACGACAAGUGGAGUCAUGAGAGUUCCGAACCAGUAUCUCGUGACGAACCAGAUUCAGCUGAUGGCACCACAAAAAAGCUGCCAAGUAGUCACAAAAUGGCAGCUCUACUGAAGGGUGAUAUUUCACGUAUAAUUAGCAUGUCUGAUGAGGAUUUACAGGUUCUAGCAGAAGCAGAUACCACAGAACUGGCCCAAGAUCUUGGGGAAUCCAUUGUAUAUGCACAGUCCUUACAGGAAGCAUGCCAGCGCCAUCUUGAUGACCGAGUUCAGACAAGAGAAGCCAUUGAUUUGCUGCGUUUGUACAGCAAAGCUCACUCCAUCAGUCCAUAUGUUGAGACAGAAAGUAGCAAAAAACGUCGCCACAGCAGGGACAUAUCGUCAUCUUCAUGAACCAAGGCCAAACUUUCAUGGCAGAGAAGAAUAGGCUGUGUGCCUUUGAGGCGUGAAAGCUCUCUCAUGUGAUCAGCUAGCAAGUUAUUGUUUUUUUUUUUGCCUGCAGACCACAUCAUGGUGGCAAGCACCAGCAUAAAUCUGUGUAUAAUUCCAUGAUUUUUGUGGAAGAAAAUUGGUUGUUAAUUUAGCCUGUAAACAUGACUUAUCACAUGCUGGGAGAAAUGCUUUUGUUUCAGCUUGAAUAUCAUUAAGAGUUACAGCUGCUCACUCAGCUUGAUGAACAUCAUUAACCUUCUUAGCAAGGUAUUGUUGUGGCCCUAUGCUCCUCAAAGGAGCAACAAGGAAUAAACUAAAACUAGACUAACGUUCUUAGCACGGCAUAAAAGUAUAAUUACCUACUAAAACAAUGGCUUUUAAUUAAAGAUGACAGUGGGUGAUGUUUUUAUUAUUUCUGCUCUGAGGUAAACAUUAGAUCAAGAAGCCUAUACAUUUUUGGAAAGGAGAAAACUUGAGCUAAAAUAAAAGUAAUGAAGAUUGCCUACUUUCACUCUAGUGAGAGCAAUAAUCCAAGAAAAUUCGCAAUUUACUAUUCCAGAAAAAAAAAAAAUCAACACAUCCAUAUGGGCUACAUGCCUUUAUCAGCAACAUCGACAAAAAUCUAUCUCCAUCAAUUAGCAGCAAAUAAAGUGGAACAAAUAUCUUAAAAUUGCUGGCAUAGUCGCUGGUGUCACAAAGUCAUCCUUAGCGCGGUUGCUCAAUGGUCACUAAUACUUUUUCAAGAAAUAAUUGCUCAGAAUAAAUCCAAAGCUGCAACAAGAAUAGAACCAAACUUAGGUCAACCAACAGGAGAGGUUUCCUUAGGUCAUAUGAGCAGAGCCACAUUCAUGGCUCAUUGUACUGAAAGGGCUAAGGGUUAGUAGUUACAGCUAUUCUUGACAUCCUUCUCAAUAGUGUCAAUUAUAAUAAUGGUGUGAUUUACUGAAUUUUUGGUAAAUGACACUUUAACAUUGUUUUUGAAUUGUGUUCCUGUGUAGAGUGUGAUAAUAAACAAUGAGUUUCCAUCA